This is a messenger RNA of Salvelinus namaycush (lake trout), 1563 nucleotides long. RefSeq lists its product as uncharacterized. The record is from RefSeq and is a predicted model, not a curated record. The transcript is spliced from 2 exons. NCBI's taxonomy places the organism in Eukaryota, Metazoa, Chordata, Actinopteri, Salmoniformes, Salmonidae. The coding region runs from base 1 to 1563 and encodes 520 amino acids.
AUGUGGAGAAAGCUUGGAGAUAAGGACUACAACAGUCUGAACAGUAACAGUCUGAACAGUAGCAGUCUGAACAGUAACAGUCUGAACAGCAACAGUCUGAACAGUAACAGUCUGAACAGUAACAGUCUGAACAGCAGCAGUCUGAACAGUAACAGUCUGAACAGUAACAGUCUGAACAGUAACAGUCUGAACAGUAACAGUCUGAACAGCAACAGUCUGAACAGCAGCAGUCUGAACAGUAACAGUCUGAACAGUAACAGUCUGAACAGUAACAGUCUGAACAGUAACAGUCUGAACAGUCUGAACAGCAGCAGUCUGAACAGCAGCAGUCUGAACAGUAACAGUCUGAACAGUAAAAGUCUGAACAGUCUGAACAGCAGCAGUCUGAACAGCAGCAGUCUGAACAGUAACAAUCUGAACAGUAACAGUCUGAACAGCAACAGUCUGAACAGUAACAGUCUGAACAGUAACAGUCUGAACAGUAACAGUCUGAACAGCAGCAGUCUGAACAGUCUGAACAAUAACAGUCUGAACAGUAACAGUCUGAACAGUAACAGUCUGAACAGUAACAGUCUGAACAGUAACAGUCUGAACAGCAACAGUCUGAACAGUAACAGUCUGAACAGUAACAGUCUGAACAGUAACAGUCUGAACAGCAGCAGUCUGAACAGUCUGAACAAUAACAGUCUGAACAGUAACAGUCUGAACAGUAACAGUCUGAACAGUAACAGUCUGAACAGUAACAGUCUGAACAGCAGCAGUCUGAACAGUCUGAACAAUAACAGUCUGAACAGUAACAGUCUGAACAGUAACAGUCUGAACAGUAACAGUCUGAACAGUAACAGUCUGAACAGGAACAGUCUGAACAGUCUGAACAGUAACAGUCUGAACAGUAACAGUCUGAACAGUAACAGUCUGAACAGUAACAGUCUGAACAGCAACAGUCUGAACAGCAACAGUCUGAACAGUAACAGUCUGAACAGUAACAGUCUGAACAGUAACAGUCUGAACAGUAACAGUCUGAACAGCAGCAGUCUGAACAGUCUGAACAAUAACAGUCUGAACAGUAACAGUCUGAACAGUAACAGUCUGAACAGUAACAGUCUGAACAGUAACAGUCUGAACAGCAGCAGUCUGAACAGUAACAGUCUGAACAGUAACAGUCUGAACAGUCUGAACAGUAACAGUCUGAACAGCAGCAGUCUGAACAGCAGCAGUCUGAACAGCAACAGUCUGAACAGUAACAGUCUGAACAGUCUGAACAGUAACAGUCUGAACAGUAACAGUCUGAACAGCAGCAGUCUGAACAGUAACAGUCUGAACAGCAACAGUCUGAACAGUAACAGUCUGAACAGUAACAGUCUGAACAGUAACAGUCUGAACAGUCUGAACAGUAACAGUCUGAACAGUAACAGUCUGAACAGUCUGAACAGUAACAGUCUGAACAGUAACAGUCUGAACAGUAACAGUCUGAACAGUAACAGUCUGAACAGUAACAGUCUGAACAGUAGCAGUCUGAACAGUAACAGUCUGAACAGUAACAGUGUGAACAGUCAACAGUAA